Messenger RNA from Oncorhynchus kisutch (coho salmon), 1998 nucleotides. RefSeq names its product vacuolar protein 8. Gene Ontology annotation, molecular function: protein binding; protein-membrane adaptor activity. The transcript is spliced from 13 exons. Gene Ontology annotation, biological process: nucleus-vacuole junction assembly. The record is from RefSeq and is a predicted model, not a curated record. The coding region runs from base 257 to 1855 and encodes 532 amino acids. NCBI's taxonomy places the organism in Eukaryota, Metazoa, Chordata, Actinopteri, Salmoniformes, Salmonidae.
CGAGAACAGUACUGUCACGUGGCGUCUUAAACUCUCCAUUCACUUUACAGGUAAUGCCUUGGCACUGGUAGGCAGGUGCAUAUCUUUCUUUGUUCCAGCAGAGACACGCAAAUACACGGCUUGUGAAGAAACUACCACCUGAGCACUGCUACUGGAAUUCAACGAAUAAGUAACAUAUAGCCUGUAUACAUCGUAUAUUAACAAUAUAUAUUUUUAUACUAUAGUGAAUGAAUGUUGAUUUCACUUUGCUUUGGAGAUGGCCACCGGAAUAUGUGAAAAGUGUGCACAACUGCUAAAGGACUUCGUUGCUUGUGUAAAGAGAUUGCGGUCUGAACUUGUACAGAAGAUAACGGAGUGUAUAAAGAACCUGUCAAGAUGUAGCUGUCUGCGGAGGAAGAGAGCAACUGUUGCAUCCUAUAUCUCAGAGCAGCACGAGAGACAGGCUGCUCGGACACUACUGAACCACCUGGACACAGUGGAUUAUCCUCUACCUGUUGCUCUCCUGGAACCAUACACAGCCCUACUGCUCUCUAAUGACAUGGAGGUUCAGAGGAUCACCACUCUGUCUCUGGUUCAUCUGCUAGUGAAGAACAAAGUGAGUAAGGAGCAGGUGAUUGAGACAGGGAUGCUGAUGCCCCUGCUAGAGAUGCUCCAGUCUGGGGACCCCACUGUCCAGUGUAACUCCUGCCAAUGUAUUGCCUCACUGGCCUCCUCAGACUCAAACCGGGAAGCUAUCGUGUCAGCUGAAGGUGUGAUUCCACUACUGGUUUUAGCCAAGUCUUAUGAUCCCCAAGUCCAACAGAAUGCAGUCUGGGCCCUUUUAAACCUCACACAGUCUGAGAGGACGAUGGGGGUGUUAUGUCAAGAAGGAGCCAUUCCUGUACUGGCACUUCUGUUGCAGUCCUCCAACUAUGAGGUCCAGUUCUACAGCUGCUCUGCCCUGAGCAAUAUAGCCACCAUCCCGGGCCAUCAUCCCAAAAUGUUGGGCAUUGGAGACCGUUUUUUGUUGAAGUCUCUGCUGACACUCAUGUCCUCAUCAGUGCAGAAGAAUGCAUCCCAAGCUUGCAGAUGCCUCCAAAUCCUUUCAGGGAAUGUUGUGACCCAGGAGCAGCUGAUGUACCUGAACUGUGUGUUGCCUCUGAAGGCCCUGCUGUGCUCCGCUACUCCCCCUCUGACUGAGUCUGCUAUAGCACUACUGUCUGAGCUAGCCACACACCAACCCAAUAGAGAGGGCCUUGUGAAUGAGGGCCUGGUACAGGUGAUAGGGCAGCUGCUCCUCUGUCACAGAUCCAGCUCCAUCAUCAACCACAGUGUUGUUACCAUCACCAACCUCAGCAGCACCAGCGAGGGACAGCAGGCUGUUAUGGACAGUGAGUGUGUAACGGGACUUCUCAAGGCCCUUGUGUCCAGUGUGACCUCAGAGGAGACCGUUCUGUGUGUCACUUCCUGUUUACAUCACCUGACAAGCUGGGACUUACUUCAGUCUCAUUUGGCCACAAAAAUUACUCAUGAACAUGUUUCAAGUCUGGUGAAGUUCUCUGCACAAAUGGACAAUCUAGAGCUGUCCUAUAGGUCUGCUUCCAUCAUCAGCAAACUAAAGAUGAACGCACAUGUCAUCCAACUACUGACGCCACACUACGCUGCCAUCUCUGAAUAUCUCCUGAUAUACCUCAAGAACCAGGAAGUGCGAUUCCAACAGCUGAGUAUUGUUACUCUAUGCAACCUGAAGAAAGAUGGAGAGUUUUCAGUGCUGAUGAGUGAUAGUGUGCUGGAGAAGCAGCUAAAAUGGGUGCAUGCACAGACGGAGCAGACCAGGCAGUUACUGCAGGCGAUUCAGAUGCCUCCAUCCUCCUGACCUGUCCACUGGAGCGCUCUCUGCUUCAGGACACGGACCGACACCUCUCUGCUUCAGGACACGGACCGACACCUCUCUGCUUCAGGACACGGACCGACACCUCUCUGCUUCAGGACACGGACCGACACCUCUCUGCUUCAGGA